CCCAUGCCCUCUCUCCCCCCCAGCCCGCUGGCCAUGGAGUACCUGAAUGACUUUGACCUCCUCAAGUUUGAGGUGAAAUCUGACACUCCUCCACUCGCUCCUCCUUGUCCAUAUCCCAAAUCUGGCCUGGCCUACGACCCCUCCAGCUCACCGUACACCAGUCAUCCUCCACAGGACUCCAGUUUGAGCUCCAGCCCGUACAACUCGCUGCCGCCCUCGCCGACGCUCAGCGACGCCCACCCGCCUCCCUCAGGCUCUUCCUCCCUCUCAUCGUCAUCCUCCUCCAUCUCGUUCCCCUUCUCCAUCUCGAACAGCUUCAACUCUGGCAUCAGCUCUGGCUCUCAGGGGAAUGUGGAGGGGAGCCCGGCCCACAGCGGCCCGCAGGGUCCCACUCCGGCCUCGCUGGAGGACCUGAUCUGGCUGGCAGCACUGCAGCAACAGUUUGGGGGAGAGGUGACAGGGCCUGCCACUCUGCUGGGAGCAUUGGGAGGAGUACCAGAGAGAGGGGACAGAGAACGGGGGCCGGUAAAUGGCUUCCUGGGCUGUGAGGAUGCUGUUGAGGCCCUGCUGAACUCAGCUGCUGCAGCAGUCAGCUCACAGUUUCCAGGUCUCUCUCAGAGUUCCAGCAGCAACCUUGGCGACUCAAGCAGCGACAGCGGUGGCGACAUCUCCUGCACCAAGGGGACAGACAUGUGCCAUCGCCCGCUCGUCUUCCUCUCGUCGGCCCCUGCCUCGCUCCCAAACGCCACCCAAGCCUCAGCUCCCUACCCGCAGCCUCUCAGCCCCCAGGGUCGCCUUCAUCACCACCAGCAUCACCAUCAUCAGCACCACCCGCAUCACCCAAUGCAUGGCAGCCAUCACCAUCACCACCACCAAAUAGUUACUUGUGUUCAACAGUGUGGGGCAAACGACCGCUUCUCUGACGAGCAGCUGGUGAGCCUGUCGGUUCGCGAGCUCAACCGACAUCUGCGUGGCGUCAGCAAGGACGAGGUGGUGCGCCUGAAGCAGAAACGUCGCACACUAAAGAACCGUGGCUAUGCCCAGUCCUGCCGCUACAAGCGCCUACAGCACCGCCACGCUCUGGAGUCAGAGAAACAUGUGCUCACACAACAGUUGGAUCAGCUGCAGUGUGAGCUGACUCGAGUGCUGAGGGAGAGAGACGCCUACAAGGCCCGCUACGAGAAGCUCCUCAGCACGAACCACGGCGCCGGCGGCGAGGCCCCACCGACCCGCCCCAGCAACCCACCCGCUUCCCCACCCCCCGACUACUUCCUCUGA
Messenger RNA from Paralichthys olivaceus (Japanese flounder), 1278 nucleotides. The record is from RefSeq and is a predicted model, not a curated record. NCBI's taxonomy places the organism in Eukaryota, Metazoa, Chordata, Actinopteri, Pleuronectiformes, Paralichthyidae.